AGUACACAUGGUGAUUGCCCUACCCCUUCACACUCACACUCACACGCACAUACAUACGCACGCGUCGGCAGCACUGCCCUGUGUCUAUCCAAUCGCGCUCUAUAUCAGUGUAGAGGGUUGAUCAGACACCACGCUCGCUGCUAAGGAGGUCUCCCUUUACGCGCCUUUAUUAUUAUUUUUUCUGUUCUUUGUUUUGCUUCCGCUGAUCUGUACGUGUCUCCGUGGCACACCAAGGUUUUUUUAUUAUUAUUCCUAUAUUCAUCUGUAAGAAAGGAAGGAGAAGCGGCGCACGCAGAACUGACAGCACCCUCGGCGGACCGUCGCAAGAGUGAUCGCGCUCGUGUACAUCGCACGCUUCUUUAUUUUUCUUAUCUUAUCUAUUUUGUGUCUCUCUCUGUGUGCGAGGGGAUAUUGUACCAGACCGCCUCCAGGCUUUACGCUCUACAUUACUCUAACGACUCCUUUUUGAGUACUAUUAUUAUUAUUAUUAUUAUUGUUUAUACUUGCUUGUUUGCGUUUGCUGUCUGUUCGUGGCGGCUCGUGAUCUUGUGCCGUGACCGCGGAGGAGAGAACGACAAGCGCAUUCACUGCGAGGAGAAAGGGGGAGUUAUAUUUAUCCUUCCCAUCAUCAACAAGAGCCCUCCAAAAAGAGGCGGUCUCUACACAUUCUUAAAGCGAGCGUCGUCAAAAGCGAGACGUAGCCGCACGCAAAGGCUCCCACAGUGGUCGUUGUUGGUUUUCCUGUCUUUUAGUUUUUCCUUCUUGUAGUUCCAUAUCCCACGCUCGCCAUGUCGCUAUCUCUUUCGUGCGACGGCCUGUACUUCCCGGCGGAGCCGUACGACAACAUCACGACGCUGAAGUGGAACCCGGGCGGCACUCCACUGGAGCCGAACACCAGCGUCAUCUUCAAGGUGAAGUGCACGGCCCCGCAGCUUUUCCACGUCGUCCCACGCUACGGCGCCAUCCCGCUCGCCGACGCGACGGGGACGUCGGUGCAGCCCGCCAGCAAGGCAACGACGAUCACGUUUGGCCUGCGCGAGCACCACGCCGGCGCGGAGGAGGAAAACGGAGCGGCUGGCGGGAACGGCACUGCGGUGAGUGCGAUGAACCGCGGUGCCGCCUCCCCGCAGGCGUCACGCGCCACGAGCGCUGCACCAGGCGGCCCGCCCUACCAAGAACGCUUCGCCGUGGAGUACGUCAUGAUCAAGUCGGAGCCCCUGGCGUUUCAGCAGAUCUUUAACAGCCUGGCGGACCACCGGAAGCUGACGGAGGUGGUGAAGAACAUGUGGUCCCUCGUCGCCUCGAGUGCGAUUCCCAGCGCGCACAUGGGGACUCAGGCGAGCAUUAACUUGAAGGUGUUCAUGGAAAAUGUGGUGAUGAACCGCAACGACCCGGCGCCGCCCGGCAGAGACGAGGCAACAAAGAUCGUCGUUCCCAUCGAGGCGCGCCUGGUCGCGCCGAACGCGCACGAGCGGGCGAGUCGCACCGACGGUCACAACCCGAGCUCGGCGGCGUCGCACAAGACGAGCGAGAACGCCUCCGCGACCGCCAGCACGCCGCCCUCCUCACGCCGGAAGGCGGUGGAUGAGCUGCGCGCCUUGAAGGAGGAGAUCAACUUAAUGCGGCGCGACUCCAGCGCCUCGCAGAACGGCUCGCCGCAGAACGCGGCCAGCACGCCGACGACGCAGCGGUCUGCAGAUGCGCGACGGGUGCUGGACUCGCUCUCCCCGCCGCCGCGCAACAGCAGCAGCCCCGCCGCAGCGGCCGCCGCAUCGCCGCUGCCUGCGGUGGAAGGCGAAGACAUCGUGAUGAAGUUCGAUUACGGCGGCGAUGACAGCAAAGGCGGGGUGGGCGCAAAGGAGAAGAAGCGGGGGUUGAAGGUGUAUCUGGUGCUGGCGCUUAUGUUUGCGCUGUACACCUCCCUGCUUGUAAUGCGGCGCGGGACGAAGCACAGUAGCGUAGAGGUGAGCGACAACGCGUAUGCCGUGCAGGUGUCGUCGCGGGAAGUGGAGAAUCGCAAGCUGUGA
Molecule: messenger RNA, 2027 nt
Organism: Leptomonas pyrrhocoris
Lineage: Eukaryota; Euglenozoa; Kinetoplastea; Trypanosomatida; Trypanosomatidae
Exons: 1
Coding region: 789-2027 (412 amino acids)
Source: RefSeq, a predicted model, not a curated record